GUACGUGUAUGUGUGUGCUUUCAAAGCUAUCGUACGUUGUGUAUUUUGUGUUUUUGCAAAGAACAGCGUUAAAGCUAUUUACGAUUCGUACGGGCUACUUGUCCGCUGACAGACUAGCUGCUGCUAGCUGACUGACUGGUUAUUUGGUGCUGGCGAGCAAACACUUGUGGUAGUAGUACUUUGGCCGUACGCGAGUAAAGCCAUAAAUGUAAACAAAGUGCGCUAAUUAGAAAAAAAAGCGAAGUGAAAAAUCGAGUUCAUAAAGCUGCAUCGAAGCGCUUCAAAAUAAAAAAUCAAAGCAAAUUUGAAUAAAUAAUAACUUUUUUUCCAAAAUAUUAUAAUACUCGGUGUUGUCACACAUCUUGCGAACAGAUUGACAUUUGUAUGACAGCUGCAUUUGCAAAAUACCAACAACGCAGCCACUGAACAUUCAAUCAGUUUUAAAGCGACUAAAGGCAAAAUGUGGUACGAUAAGAUUAGAACAGUUAACAAAUUUUGAAAAUUUGUGUGCUUCGAAAUAGUAAAAAUACCAAGAAAUAUAAAGUUAUUUGAGAAACAGAAAAGCAAUAUAAAAAAAUUAUUAAUAAUAAUAAUAAAAUUGUUGAGCAAAACACUCAUCGGUGAAACUUGAAGAAAAACUAAUUUCAAAAAGUGCAGAAAAAAUAUAAAUAUUCAGUGCAAUUAACGCAAAAGAGUGCAACCAAACUUGAGCCAGUUCACUUGUGGUGUUAAAAAAUUAUAUAUUAUGUGCAAAAAUUGAAAAUAAAAGACUUUAAAAAAACUGCUGCGGCAAUUCAAAAAGUUAAUGCACGCUUAGCUGUGACUAAGAUAAUCAAAAGUGUAAAGAACUUACGAAAAAAUUAAUUGUAAGUGGAAAAAAUGAGUUCAAAUUACACACUCAAAAAAAUGCAAAGCGCAACCAAAAUAAAUCAAUUAACGGAAGAGCAAAAAAUGUUUAAUAUUUAUGUGCAAUAAAUCCAAAGUAUUAAAAAUUAAAAGCGGAAAAUAGUUGUGAACAGCUCGAACAUGAAACUUGACCUGUAAAUAUGCAGGCGUAUGUAUGCCAGCUAAAUUACAACAACGACAACAACAACAAGACGAUUGCGGCAUAAUUGAUUUAAGUAAAAAAUUAGUGCAAGAAAUCAGCAAAAUAUACUAAACGUGAAAUUGUGUUUAAAAAUUCCGCUACUGUGCAUUAAACAGUGCAAUAGGAAAAGUCUCCAAGCCUUGAGAAAAAACUUGUUUGUAAUUACUUAAAAAAAAUUGAAAAUGUAAAGUUACUCCUGCGCGCACCAAAUCUAAAUGCAGCGUAGAAGAAAAAGUGCAUUAUAAUUCAGUAAAAUUAAAGCAAGCAAAAUAAACAAAUCAUUCGUUUCAAAACCCUCCGAAAAGGAGCGAAAAAAAAACCAACUACAAAACCGCAAAACUUGAGAAUCAUUCAAAAUUAUAUACGCGUGAUUUUAUAAAAACAGCGCGUCAACUGUCGGCCUCAAAGGAACCCAUUGAGCUAAAGAAACGUUUGGAAGAAGUGCGUCUGCUGGAAUCACGACGCUCCGCUCGACUGGCCGAUCAAGAACGAGACACGGAUUUCGCACGUCUCGCCGAUAUGGGUGGUGACCGCCGCCGUACAACAUCACACAGCAUUGAGGUGCCAUUUUCCUUAACGCCACAAAACAACUCACGCAAACGUCCACAGCCAUAUACACACGAUUGCUUUAGCGGCCAGUGUGGUGACAAAGAGGAAAUGGAGGAAUGUCAUGCAGCGAUGAUUCUAAUGAAAUUAUCCCAUUCACCGAAAAAUGCAGAGAAAUGGUUCGGCUCCAGCCCGGGCAGCUCGUCAUCAUCGGGCAGCUCCUGGAGUUCGGGUUCCUCAUCGCCACCGCUCAGCGACGAUGGUCAUGCGGGUCUCAACACAAGCGCCAUAUUGAACGACGCGAGCGCCCGCAUACGCACGACAUCGGUCUCCACCUCGGACGAAGGUAUUGUUGUCGACUUCAAGGAAGAGGCACCACGCAAAAAAAGGCAGCAGCGUCUAAUGGUGAUUGUGUCAAAAAUUUCAUUGUCGGCUGCCGUCUGCCGUCUGUUGACCUACUUAACUCAGUGUUUGAUUGAGUUGGCUAUGUUGCGUAGAAAUGUGCGCACCAUGAAGUCAUGGCGGUCGCGAAGGCACACGUGGCGUAUGCGCAACAUUUUGCUGGACGUAAAUUGGCGCAACAAUUAA
Anastrepha obliqua is the source of this 2221-nucleotide messenger RNA. RefSeq lists its product as uncharacterized. The transcript has 7 exons. Lineage: Eukaryota; Metazoa; Arthropoda; Insecta; Diptera; Tephritidae. Gene Ontology annotation, molecular function: DNA-binding transcription factor activity; RNA polymerase II cis-regulatory region sequence-specific DNA binding. The coding region runs from base 1607 to 2221 and encodes 204 amino acids. Gene Ontology annotation, cellular component: nucleus. Gene Ontology annotation, biological process: regulation of transcription by RNA polymerase II. The record is from RefSeq and is a predicted model, not a curated record.